AUGGCAUGGCGCGGCGCGGCGUGGCAGGCGGAUCCUGCGCCGGGCGAGAAGCCCCGCGGCGCUGGAGCCUCGUCGGGCGCGGUCGAUGCCGCCCUGGCCACGGUGGAGGGCAUGCUGCAGUGGCGCGAGAAAGGCGUUUCGGUCGCCGCGCUGGUGGCAGGGCUCGGCAAGCUGCGCGAGGACCUCGCCCGCGCGAGGCAGGCCCAGGCCGCCGCCGAGCGCGCGCGCGAGCGCCUGCGGCGCCAGCUGGCGGGGCUCCGCGCCGCCGCCGAAGGCGGGGACGCGGACGCUGUCACCUUCGUCUUCCCUGCGGCCGCCGGCUUGCAGGAGGUUAGGAUCGCCCACUGCCGCGCGGUCGUGCGGCAAUGGAGCCCGGCGUUGGAGCUCCUGACGCGGCAUGGAAAUGGCUUCGGCGGCGAGUUCCCGAAGGAGGUGCGGCUUCUUGGUGUUGCCCCUGAGGUCUUCAAGGCCGCGGCACGCUACAUGGCAUGCGGCGAGCUGGAGAAGGACGACGUGGCGCCGCUGGAGGACCCGGCGCACCCGCUUCUCGAGUUUGCGGACCAGUUCGACCUCAGGGAGUUGGUAGACGACUACUUCGAGCUGGUGCUCGGGGCGACACCGCUGGGCGUGGACAACGCCGGGCGCAUCCUUGACCUCGCCCUGCGGCACAACUGCAAGACCUCGGCGGACGCAGCCGCGUCCUUCCUGGCGAGGAGGCUGCAGACGGAGACCCUGCCCUUCCUGGCCCUAAGCGCAGAGGCGGCCACCGCCGUGCUCGCGCGGGACGACCUGCACGUCGGCAGCCGGGGGGCAGAGCACGACGUCGUGCAGCUCGCGCUGCGUUGGGUCAGGCACGACGCCGCACGUGCGGAGCAGGCGCACGUUCUACUCGGCGGCGUGCGCAUGGAGCUGCUCAGCAUCCGGGAGCUGACGGAACUGCAGGGCAAAGUGUCGUCCAAAUCGACGUUCGGCAAGGAGUCCAGGCAGCUGCUCCGCAGAUCCAUCAAGGCCGCUCUGGCGCAGAAGCUGGCGGCGGAGGACGAGGAGCGGCAGCCGCUCCGCAAGCGGCACCGCUCGGUGCUGGCGGACAAGACCAACGAGGACGCCACCCGGAAGAUGCUCCGCGCGACCCUCGGCGUCCUGGGGGUCGGCCUGCCGAGGGGCGCCCGUGCGGCGUCGCGCCGGGCCUCCUGCAGAGACACGGAGAAGGAGAACGAGCCGCCUCCGGAGCCACCGCAGCAGGGCAGGGGCGCACCCCCGCCGCAGGCCCCUUGCUGCCGGAGCCAGGAGGCACCGCCGUCGUGCGACGCCCGUCCGGCUUCUCCUGCGGGGAGGCCUGCUUGA
This is a messenger RNA of Prorocentrum cordatum, 1344 nucleotides long. Lineage: Eukaryota; Dinophyceae; Prorocentrales; Prorocentraceae. The record is from the annotation of a GenBank genome assembly.